AACUAAUGAAGAGGACAGACUUGAAUGUAUCUGGUGCUGCUUUUAUUAACAAAGAUGUCAGAUUUAAAUGCCGAGAAAGUGAUGUUCAUUCGCGGACAUCAGUAAUUGCUUUAAAAGAGCGAGCCGUUGAUUCAACGCCCCUUAAACUAAGCGCGGCUCCAGCUUCUUAGCAGGAGGCCUGCCGGUUGAAAGCCCGCGUGGCUUUUGGUGACCUUGGGCAGCAGAGCAGGGACACCCAAGCGGCUGGUAGACUCGCGCCCGCGGUCAGCUGCCCCCCAGUUCUCUAGAACAUCCCGUCACUGAAGUACCCAGUAAGGGUCAGGAGAACUCAGGCACAUCUGCAAAAGCGUGUUUUUCUCCUCAGAGUGACGCGGUGUCGAUGUUCGCUUUGAGGCGUGAGGUGAUUGUUGGCGCCUUUGAGUCGCUCACGCCUAACCUCUAGCCGCCUGAGGUGUGCCCAGGCUCCCGGCUCCUGGGGCACAUUGCUGGAACUGCCAGGGCAGCUUCCGGGUGUGUGGAAGCUCCCCAUCUCUCCCCGUCCCAGUCAGCUGUCUGCGGGACUGUGUAGCGUCAGUGGGGACGUACUUCUGAGUCUGGGUCCCUUUGAUUACGAGGAAGGUGCCACGUUGACUGUCCUCGUCAUGUUAGCAACUCAGGAGUGGCGCUGGUGGUUUCUUCUGAGAAGUAUUUUGGGAGACUGACUCACCGAGAUGGUGACACAGGUCGUUCCUGACUUUGCUCUGCUCCCAAGAAGGGCGACUGACAGCCAUUCAAGAGCAAGCACCACUGAGCCCCCGGAACACUGGGCCGAGGCUGCCGCAGCCCGACCACAGGGACCACGGGAGACCGCCGCGCCGGGCGAGGGCAGUGAGAGGGACGGGGAGGGAGCGGCCGGCGAGGACCGGAAACCGACCUCCAGCGUUCCUUGCGCAGACGCAGGCUCCCCGGGGGCCUGUUGAAAGGCCGGACCAGCAGCUCCUGGGAGCGCCUCGCGGGAGCCGGUCAGAAAAUCCAGACCGUUGUGAUCACUGAACAGCGAAUGGCACGAGAAAACCUCAGGAAGGCCUUCUGACAUCAAGAUAUGAGUCAUUCGCGGAAAGUGAUUACUGUGGCUGCCGAGCAGGUGAAUGAGUAACAGCACCGAGGUGCUUCGUGGUGUCAGUGGCAGUCACGUUCUGUAACGCUCAGCAACAGCCUUCCUGACUGAUACACCCCAGCUCAGAGAGAGCGCGCGCCUUCUGGUACAGACGGCUUUUCCAGCGCCCCAUCGGUUUCUUUUAGGGGACGACAAAUCUGUUGAUGCUUGAGACGUCCAAUCAGCACAAUGGACAGAAGCCUGAGGAACGUCCUCGUGGUCUCCCUCGGGUUUCUGCUUCUCUUUACUGCCUACGGAGGUCUGCAGAAUCUGCAGAGCAGUCUGUACAGCGAGGCGGGCCUGGGGGUGGCCGCGCUCAGCACGCUCUACUGCGGGAUGCUGCUCUCGUCCAUGUUCCUGCCGCCGGUCCUCAUUCAGAAGCUGGGCUGCAAGUGGACCAUCGUCACCUCCAUGUGCUGCUACGUGGCCUUCUCCCUGGGCAACUUCUACGCCAGCUGGUACACACUGGUCCCCACCUCCGUCCUGCUGGGACUUGGAGCCGCCCCGCUGUGGUCCGCUCAAGGCACCUACCUCACCAUCAUGGGAAACGCACACGCGGAGAAGGCGGGAAAAGCCGGCAAAGACGUGGUGAACCAGUAUUUCGGCAUCUUCUUCCUCAUAUUCCAGUCGUCCGGAGUGUGGGGCAACCUGAUCUCGUCUCUGGUGUUUGGACAGACGCCCACUCACGGGGCCGUUCCAGAGGAGCAGCUCCUGUCCUGCGGGGCCAGUGACUGCUUGAUGGCCACGGCAUCCUCCAACAGCACCAGUCACCCGUCCCAGGAGCUGAUCUACACCCUGCUGGGCAUUUACACGGGGAGCGGUGUCCUGGCCGUCCUGCUGACGGCCGUGCUGCUCGAGCCCGUGAAAGGCGCUCAGCGGACACGGGAGGGGAAGGAGAGAGCACCGCGCACGUGGUCCGCUCUGCUGUCGACGUUCAAGCUCUUUCGGGACAAGCGGCUGCGUCUCCUGGUCCUGCUGCCGCUGUACAGCGGGUUCGAGCAAGCCUUCCUGGCCGGCGACUACACGAGGUCCUACGCCACCUGCGCCCUGGGCAUCCAGUAUGUCGGCUACGUGAUGAUCUGCUUUGCGGCCGUCAACGCGCUCUGCUCCCUUCUGUACGGGAAGCUCGCCGCGCACACGGGCAGAACAGCCCUCUUCGCACUGGGUGCCGCUACCCACCUCUCCUGCAUCCUCGCCCUCCUGCUGUGGAGACCGCACCCCAGUCAGCUGGCUGUGUUCUUCGUACUUUCCGGCCUCUGGGGCGUGGCCGACGCCGUCUGGCAGACACAGAACAAUGCUCUCUACGGGGUGCUGUUUGAGGACAACAAGGAGGCCGCCUUCGCCAACUACCGCCUGUGGGAGGCCCUGGGCUUCGUGAUCGCCUUUGGGUACAGCUCGUUUCUGUGCGUCAGCGUCAAGCUCUACAUCCUCCUGGGCGUCCUGAGUCUGGCCAUGGUGGCGUACGGAGUCGUCGAGUGUCUGGAGUCCAGGAAGCUGACCAGGCCGCUUGCCGUCCGGCAGACAAAGCCAGAGGAGGAAGGAGAAACACAGACGAAAAUGUGAAGCAGCAAACCCCGCGGCAGGUGGGGCGGAGCCCACGGGCAGGAGGGCUUUGCUUGAAGGCACCUCCGAGUUGACACUUGAGUCUUUACAAUGACUUCCAUGGUAUUUCAUUUUUUAUGUGUUUUUUUUCUACCAAAUUUUGCAGUCCACCACCUCAUCCAUCUCCUGGUGGAAAUCCAGAAUAUUUGUGAAGGAAUCAGUUUCAGGCACAAAAAAAGAAAUUUAGGGCACAGUCCGCCAACUGGGACUGGCUUAGACUCUUAGCACCAACAACUGCUGCUUGUUUCAUUGUUGUUUUUAAGAGUUGAAGGCUGCUUCCAAAACGCAGCCCCAAACCAGUCAUUUUACAAACCGCUGAACGACAUUCAGGCCGGUCGGGGACUGCCGCCCGGAGUCCGUCAGGGCCAAAGCCAGAGCAGGGGGCAGGAGUUCCUGAAUAAAUGCAGUUAUAUCACGGCGCCGUCUCCCAUCCAGACGCUUUUAUCCUGAACACCCAGAGCACACACGCAGAAGUCAUCAGGUGAGUCACUUCACAUGCUGUAGACCAUUGGAGGACAACGGGCAAAGGUUGUCCCCAACGGGACACACAGGUGAGGCUGAAGACACUAGAAGCCGGGCAGCGUCCUAAGAGCCAUCUGCCCUUCUCACCCUCAGAACCUACGCGCACCCAGUCUUCCUUGACACGGGGGAGCAGCUGGUCACUCGGUCACCGCCUCUCUCUGAGCCGGGCUCUCCGUCCGGGUCUCCGCACCCCCUGCUGCUCUGUGACAGCGUCCCCGUGGGUCUCUCUUCUCUCCUCUCACCCCCGGAGGCUGCUCACCCCUUCUUCUCCACCUGUGCUCUCCUCCCUUGUGUCCCGAGGAGGCUCCCGCCGCCUGUGAAUGUGAACAACUACUCCUACAAGGAGCUCGGGCCAGCCCGGAGACGCUGCCUCCGACAGAUGGCCGCGUUCAGCCGGGCUGGUUGUCGUGACGGUCGACAACAGGCAGGGACUGCUGCUGCUGGACUGUGAUCCGAACAGGCCGGAGGGCAGCUGUCAGGGGAGUGGGUCGGUCACUUCCCACCUCACCCUCCAGGAGUCUGGAAGCUUCUACUCCAGCAGCAGAUGUCCCGACCUUGGGUGACCCCCCUCCCCCUCCCCCAGACUGGAUUAGUGUCCACUCUGUGAAUGAAAAAUAUUUGCAGCCACAUCAGUAAACAAGGAUCCUGAGGCCGUCACGUCAUCAGCGACGACCGCCGCCCCCAACCGCGACAGCGAGCGGAGGGAACUCAGCACGCAGACCAGCAGGCAGCCGGCUCCGCAGCGCCCCCAGCGGUGCCCCCUGAGGGGGCUCA
Messenger RNA from Vicugna pacos (alpaca), 4033 nucleotides. NCBI's taxonomy places the organism in Eukaryota, Metazoa, Chordata, Mammalia, Artiodactyla, Camelidae. The record is from RefSeq and is a predicted model, not a curated record.